CCAUGACAGCCUCCUGCGAAAGAGGAGCAGCAGCGGGGCGGGGCGGGGCGGAGGUUGUGGCGGCGUGGGAUUGCUUUUCUCGCCUGUAACCUCAAUGGUCCACAUCUGGAAUAAAGGCUGACAGCCAGACCUGACAAGGAUUGUGCGUAGUUACUAUGACAACAGUGACAGGCCUGAAGUCAGAAGAUAAGAACGUGACAGAGGCGCCCCCGGAGGCAAAGGUAGCCGCUGGUGGCUCACAGGCUUUACAAGGCAUGAGGACCAAUCAGGAUCACGAGGCCAAACUGCUCGACGACACUGGGGACAUGGAUGAUGCCUCGGAAAAAACAACUCCUACCAAGGCCUCAAAAUCCCCCCAGAGAAAAUCAAAACGGGCAAAGACAGUCCCCUUCAAAGUGACUCUACUGGAUGCUUCAGAAUACGAAUCCGGGAUUGAGAAGUGUGCUAGAGGACAAGCCCUGUUGGACAUAGUGUGUGAACAUCUAAACCUGCUCGAGAAGGAUUAUUUUGGUCUGCUAUUCUAUGACACGGACUCACAGAAGAACUGGCUGGAUCCUUCCAAGGAGAUCAAGAAGCAGCUUCGCACCAACCACUGGCACUUAACCUUUGCUGUCAAGUUCUACCCACCAGACCCUGCUCAGCUUAUAGAAGAUAUUACCAGGUACUACCUGUGUCUGCAGCUGAGGGUCGACAUCCUGUCUGGCCGCUUGCCAUGCUCGUUUGUCACUCAUGCCCUGUUGGGCUCUUACGUAGUACAGGCUGAGCUUGGGGACUAUGAUCCCGAAGAACAAGGUGUUGACUACGUCAGUGACUUUCGUCUUGCUCCCUAUCAGACCCGUGAAAUGGAGGAGAGGGUUGUAGAGUUGCAUCGUGGCUACAGGGGCAUGAGUCCUGCAGAAGCUGAGAUUAACUUCUUGGAGAAUGCGAAAAAACUGUCCAUGUAUGGAGUGGACCUCCAUCAUGCGAAGGACUCAGAAUGCAUCGACAUCAUGCUGGGUGUGAGUGCCAAUGGCCUGCUCAUCUACAGAGAUCGGCUCAGAAUCAACCGCUUUGCUUGGCCUAAGAUUCUCAAGAUUUCCUACAAAAGGAGCAACUUUUACAUAAAGAUUCGGCCAGGAGAGUACGAGCAGUUCGAGAGCACCAUUGGCUUCAAGCUUCCCAAUCACAGAGCUUCCAAGCGGCUGUGGAAAGUCUGCAUUGAGCAUCACACCUUUUUCAGGUUGGUGUCUCCUGAACCUCCCCCCAAAGGCUUCCUUGUGGUUGGAUCCAAGUUUCGGUACAGUGGACGGACACAGGCGCAGACCCGUCAAGCCAGCGCGCUAAUUGACCGCCCUGCCCCCCACUUUGAUCGGUCCACCAGCAAGAGGUACCUGCUGUGUCGCAGCUUGGAUGGGGCUUCUGCCUUAGGCGAGAACCAGGAUGGGGUGUCCCAGCGCAGCUCUAGUGACCGUACGUACAACCUGUCUGUGGAUGACCUGAACCAAGAGUUAGAGCAGACCCAGGAGCAAGACCUGGAUCAGGACCAGGAGAUGGCCACCACACCGCCUAAGACCAAGGAACUGAAGGACAACACAGACAUUCCCACUGAUGCUAAACAGGAGGAGACAACCCCACGUCACAAACCGGAGUUUCUCCAUAAGUCUGAGGAAAUGCUGCUGAAGCACCAGGCCAGCAUCAAUGAGCUGAAGAGGGCCCUGAACAGUAAGCUGGUGCAGAGGGAGAAGCGUCUGUCUGCUGGGGCUGCCCCUGAAAGCAUGGCGGCUUUAGCAGGACAUGGCGGGCGGGAGGAACCCAGAGACGAUGCCAGCCUGGAGGGCUCAGCGCAGAAGAAUCUGAUGGAAUCACCUCAGGCCUCUGAGGAGUGGGUCUGGGUUGAAAAACACAACCUUGGUCAGCAGGAUCUGCCUGUUGAUUCCCGAGAGGAAAAAAAGUCUUUCAGCUCGCCGACUUCCGCAUAUGCCGAUGUCCAAGUACAAAAACGAAAACUGAAGGAGGAUGGAAAAGUGGUGACCAAACCAAUACGUACUGCAGUGUUUGGGAAUGAAGAUCACGAGGAAAUAAUCUCACCAGCAGGGAGUUCUGUGGGAGCCCCUGCCAGCGAUCUUGAGGGUAGUUUCUGUAAUGUUGACCUGAAAGGGGUGAAAGAGCUUUUGUCCCCAACUGUAGGUGUAAAAAGCAGCAGAAGACAAGAAAGCAAACUUCUGGCUGUGGACCACAAGGCCAAUAAUGAGAAUAAAAUGCCGCAGGCAGGAAUAAUGUCUGGCCAGCAGGAACACUUCUUUUUCAGUAAGAAUAGAUUACAGGGAUUCAACAUGGGUGAGGGAACAGUGUUUUCCUACAACCAAACCAUGGAGUGUACUGGUGGCGAAGAAGUGUUAGAUGGAUUGGACCCACAAACUGCCUCCUACAAAGUCACACAAAGUGGGGCAGAAAAAAACCCAUUUGGGCCUGGAAAUGAAAUAUCAAGUAUUCCAGAUAAAAAUAUUGUGUGUGGGGAGAGUCUGUUGCAAAAGAAGAAUACAGCGAUCACUGUGAUGAGGCCCACUGGGCAAAGAAAUGAUAGCAGAGCUGAAGGUUCGAUGGACAGGGACACUGACAAUCAACAAGUUACAUACAAAGUAGAAAAGGCUCAAGUCUCAGAAACAAUGAGAGAGAUUCCAUCUUUAGAAAAGAUGCGACACUCUUGCAUGGUGCAGGAAUCUGGAAUACACCAGAGGAAGAGCAAUACUAUGGGAAAGGAAGCAUUCUCUGGCAUAAACCCUGACACUGGGGCAGGAGAAGUAUUAGGGAAGGUGCAAAAAGGUGACAUCUUAGGCAUGGCAACAAGACAUUCCGCCAAAAAGGAAGUGCUAGAGAACUCAGAGAUUCAAUCAAACUUUCCUAGUGUACAGCAGUUAAUGGUCAACCAAACAGCAGAUGAACAUAAAGACUCAAAGUCAGGCAAAAAAGAGAAAGAAUUUGCUGAGGAACUGACAAGGAGACUGGGAGUAGUUAAAAUAGAUACAAUGGAAAGAUGGUCCAAUGACGGAGUAAAAGGAAAUACCCACUUGCCAAAAAUUGCUCCCCGCAAGCCGGAGAGAUCAAAAUAUUCUUUGGGCAGAGAAGUUGCCAAAGACGUGGUAAAGCUACAAGUACAUUCCACAGCUCCUGGUGAGAUCGGUAGCGAUUUUGCUGCAGCAUUGAAUGAACAGUGGAUCAGACACCCUGCUCACACAUCCCCGGCUCCCUCAGAAACCCAAUAUUUUGAUUCAGUAAAUUCAGCUGCACAAAAAUUCCCUCACUCAACCCUCCCCACCAAUCACCAGGAGACCAGGGACUCUGGCCUGAUGCUUGGAACCAGCAAGGAUCCCAACCAGGAGAGGGAUGUAUGGGAAAGGGAGCUUGAUCCCAUGCUGGAGGACGAUCAGGAGCCUGAAGCCUCCUACCUGAGGGAGAGCCACCUGGGCAUCGAGCGCAAGUGCUCCAGCAUCACUGUCAGCUCUACGUCCAGCCUAGAGGCUGAGGUGGACUUCACCGUGCUCACGGACUUCCAGACAGGCGUGGAGGAGUUCUCCCGGGGGAUGUCCGAACUCGGGGAGCAGGAUUACUUCCUUGAGGCAUGCCGUGACGCACGUGACCAUGCCCCCAUCGAGGACAUUUUACCCGAAGACUGGCUCUUACAUGAGCCAUCAAUGGCCUGUAAAGAGCCUAGUAGGAUAAGUCCAGCCCCAUCGACGAGGACAGAGUCCAGCGAUGUGUUCACUGUCCAUUUACAAAGGAAAGAUCCAGGUCAAGCUGCCAGUAGCAGAGUGCUGAAAAGAGAGCCCAGCGACGUAGUGCCCACCCAGGCCUUGAAAAAGACAGGAUUCAAGAUGGAGACACAACCCAAUGGGACAGAGGUCACCACCACCAUCUUGGAAAUGUCAGAUCAGAGUUACAGUGUGAGCUGUCUAGAGGACGCUCUACCCUCUAUGGCUGAAAGCUUCAUGCCUGUAAAGACCGUCACCCUAGGGAGAGAGGCUUUUGGGUCUCCAAUGAUCGUCACCUCAGAAAAUGUUGCCUCGGCAACUACAACUCAAGUUACCAAGACUGUGAAAGGGGGUUAUUCCGAGACAAGAAUUGAGAAGAGGAUAAUCAUCACUGGAGACGAAGAUGUGGACCAGGAUCAGGCUUUAGCCAUGGCGAUACAGGAGGCCAGACAGCAGCAUCCUGAUAUGCUGGUAACCAAGGCAGUAGUUGUCAGGGAAACUGAAACUUCCUCUCAGGAGAAACACAGAAGAACCGAGUCAUGAAGACUGAUAGAUGGCGGCAGUGAGCACCUUCAACAGGGACAGGAUGCGAGUCAAGCCUUUGGACCUAGCAUGCCCAAAACAUCUGGCAACCAUUCUCUUAGUCAUCCCCUCACUCCUGUUAGAUAUCUGCUCACUCUUCAAACGACCAUGUCUUACAUAACCUCAUCAUGAUUUCCACCAUUAGUACGUCUGCCCUCUACAGCUAAACCCCCAAAGCGGUCUUAUACCUAAACCGUACCUAAAACGUGGUUGCCCUACAGUUUUAACCCAUUCUUAUCCCAUUGCCUGCCCACGCACGAAAAAUGGCUCCAUGUUUUCUCAUUUUGAUACUCUUGUGUCUGUCUGAAACCUGCCUGCUUCCUGACCCUUUUAAAGCAGACAGUCACUACUGCAUCCCCUGUUUCAUCCAGAUUACCGCAGCACAGUGACCCUGCUUAGUAAAAAAAAAAUCCAGUAAAAUAAUUAACGAGAACAAUUCCUAAGGAGUAUUCCUGUUCUAGAUGACAUCUAGCCAGUAGUUAGAAAAAAAUCAUAGUCACUGAGUGAUAGGCCGAACUGCUUUUAAACUGCAUCCAUAGAUCCUUCCAUAUCUUCCAUAUAUAAUGAUGUCAUUAUACACAAUCUCCACAAUCAGGAAGCAGAAAUGGCAAAACAAUGGUAAUACAAAUCUGCCUGGUCAUGUGUGCCAGAAUAUGAACUUCAAACAAUAUUUGACGGCAAAGUUUUAGAAGUGUGCAAGAUCAGAGGACUAAAGCAAGACCCUGAGUGUUGAACACAUGCGUUUUAACAGGUCAAAUACAGUCAUUGUGCAUGAAAGGCAGCCUUACUGUGCUGAGGAAGACCUCGGCUACCACCUCAGUUUUUGAGCUGUUUAUGAAAAGCACCAUCAGAAUCAUAGCAAAUAAUCAAGCAAUAACGGCACUGGUUUCUAUUACUGAGGCUUUAUACCAACAUCAUUGAUCAAAAGCUUUGCUUCUAACACAUUUACCCUGGCGCUUUGCUUUACUCCAUCUGGAAGCCUUUCCAAACAACGCCACAGUUAUAAUUUUGGCAAUCAGACCUGAAAACAAAACACUUUAUGAACUACGUAUUCUUUGUAUGUGACAAAUUUUUAAUUAUAUUUCAAUCGAAAUUUUGGAUUUCCCAGUUGUAUAUACAGUAUGAAGUUGGGUUUAGAGCAGGUCCUUUUCAUAAUUUAGGGAGAAUUAGCUGUGUGAAACAUUGUCUGCAUGUUGUUCAGUGCAUCUGAGGACCUUAUACGUUCAGCUGUAGUGUGCCGUAUAACAUUGAGUCAUUAGUAUAGCUUUGAAUCAGUUCCUGUGGGAAAAUGUGUCCUUAGGUCACUAUUUCAGGGCACGCUCUACACUGGUUGAUUAGCCUAGAGACACUAUUAUUGUGUCAUCUGUUGCCUGCAGCAAUGGAUGUCAUACAGAACUGCAGGCCUCUGUAUCAUAAACUGAGCCAGAAGACCUUAAACUGACUAUUGGUGUCCAUGUCUGAGAGCGCAGAGAAAGGCAAAGUGAGUUUCUGUAGCUUUGAUCUCUUAUAAAGACAGUACAGUGGUAAAGAAACAGGUGAGAAAUUAAACACGCAGAAAAAUGCGCUCCUCUCUUUGUGGCGUAGUAUUUUUUGAAACGGGAAACAUCCCCUGUUUUUACUCCAUUUUGUUCUUGUUACCGGAGACCACAAUCUCUUCAAGAAGUGUGAUAUGUGGGUCCUUGUCAUGAGUCUCUAGAAGAUGUAUGUAUGUGUGUGUGUGUGUGUGUGUGUGGAUAGACCAAGAAAACUACUUUCAUGAAGCGGAGUACUGGACCCGAGCGUGAUCGUUUCUUUACUAUCCCAGUGACGACAGUAGUUGGUAAGUUGUGAACACACAAUUUAUGUUGCAGUAAGAGAGAACCUGUUUCUGUCCCAAUUUACCUGCACUUUGGGUGCUCAGUGGUUUAUGUUUGAUUGGGUACAGGAAGGUUAGGUACUUACAGUUUUUUUCCAGCCUGGAUUCUCAGUGAUGGCGCAUCCCGAUUGUCGUUGGCUGGGUAUGUAGGGAGCCACGUGGGGCCGUCCGCACCAGGCUGUGGAGAGCCUUCCCCUGAGCAUUCUAAACUCCGCCCUCCGCCUUUUCCAUUAAUGCUGCCUGCUGUUAGUUAGACCCCACCCUCCUGUAGGCAUUACUGCUCCGUGUCUGAGACAGACAACGAGUGCAUGUGUGACUAGCCCACACCGUUACAAAGGGGUCAGGUUUUGUACAGCUGGACAUCACUAGGAUGCAGGUGUCUUUUAGAGAGUCCCCCUGUGUUCAGUAUGAUAUUCCACAUGAAUGAACAAACCUGGGGAGAGAUUAGAGCAGCACCCGUCACCUUGAACCCGGUGAGUCCGCACCACUGCCCAGAAGCCCCCCUCCCCGUUCACCAUCGGCUGCACUUACCCCUCUAUCUGCACUCUCCUUUCAGUUGAUCCUUACUUUAGUGCAUUCCCUCAUCGCCUGAUGCUGAGUGUUUGCUGUACACUGUAUCCGCAUUAAAUAAACACACUAAUAAAUGUCACAUGUAGUAGAAA
Molecule: messenger RNA, 6827 nt
Organism: Brienomyrus brachyistius
Lineage: Eukaryota; Metazoa; Chordata; Actinopteri; Osteoglossiformes; Mormyridae
Product: band 4.1-like protein 1
Exons: 24
Coding region: 156-4271 (1371 amino acids)
Biological process (GO): cortical actin cytoskeleton organization
Cellular component (GO): plasma membrane; cytoskeleton
Molecular function (GO): structural molecule activity; actin binding
Source: RefSeq, a predicted model, not a curated record